Messenger RNA from Medicago truncatula (barrel medic), 4581 nucleotides. RefSeq names its product probable serine/threonine-protein kinase DDB_G0282963. NCBI's taxonomy places the organism in Eukaryota, Viridiplantae, Streptophyta, Magnoliopsida, Fabales, Fabaceae. The record is from RefSeq and is a predicted model, not a curated record. Gene Ontology annotation, molecular function: protein kinase activity; ATP binding; protein binding. Bases 519 to 4283 code for a protein of 1254 amino acids. The transcript has 9 exons. Gene Ontology annotation, biological process: signal transduction; protein phosphorylation. Gene Ontology annotation, cellular component: cytoplasm.
UUAGAACUCAAAAACAAAACAAUGUUUGUGUCCACGUAGGUCGGAAGGAACAUUGAAACAAAAACAAAAAUGUCACAAAGACAGAGAAAGAGAUCCAACAUUGGAUUCAUAUUCAUGUUCAUGUCUUCUUCUUCUUCCAUCUUCAUGUUAAUUCUCUCCAAACCCCAUAAUUGAACCUUCAUUUGUAUGUGAUGUAAAGUUUGGUUGAUUUGGCUUGUUGGUUAGAAUUUCUUAUUAGUGUUGUCAUAGUAACACUCUUGGCUUUUGUAAAUAAUCCGAGAUUCAUCGAGAUAAAGAUUUGGAUGUGAAACUGUGUACAGGAUUUGUUGUUACAGAUAGUAUCUACAGAUUUAUCUUCAUUGUAUUGGUUAUAGUGGAAUUUUUAUAGGAUGUUGAGUGUGUUGAAUUGAAAACUUAGGUGUUAUUAGGGAGGAAAAAUUCGACAUGAAUUUGUGGUUUUCGGCUGUAAAUUGUGAAAAGAGUUAGCAGCUUGAUUGAGUUGCUGAGAAACUGUUGUUAUGGCUUUAAAUAAGACAGGAAAAUUGCUAGGUAACAACACCGGAGACGAGCAUGGUUUGUUUCCGCAAUACACCCAACCAGAAGUAUGCAGCAGUGCUGCAAAUGUACAUAAUAAUAUCCCUAAACAGGUAGGGGGGAAAAUUUCUGCGAGUAAUGUUCGUGAUGGAGUUGGUGGUGGAAGAGUUCUUGACACAUCUCGAAAUCGUGAGAGUAGGUUUGGGUUGAAUAGGGAGAACGGACAUGUGAGAUACGAAGAUCUUACCAAUAUUUUAGGGUUGAAGAGAAUGGACUCUGAAAGUUUUUCUGAUAUAAGCAAUUUUAUCCCUAACAAACAGCCAGCAGCACAAGAGAUAGAAAACGGUGUUUCUCCGAACAUUUUAAGCAAAACUCAAAAGGGAGACGGCGAAAACAGUGGCCUUGGUGCAUUGAGGAAGACCUUUAGUGAAACAAUUUGCGACAAAACCGGUACUAGACAAGGUGUAUCAUCGCCCAUUUACAGACAUGAAAGAUCUCACUCCAAUGGGUUUUCCGGUUCUGGAACUUUAGACGAUUCUUUGUCUGGUGGGAAAAUGAAGUUUCUUUGCAGCUUCGGCGGAAAAAUAUUACCAAGGCCAGGUGAUGGUAAACUCAGAUAUGUUGGUGGAGAAACUCACAUUAUAUCUAUUCGAAAUGAUAUUUCGUGGCAAGAGCUUAUGAACAAGACUUUAGGUAUUUGCAGUCAGCCUCACACGAUAAAAUACCAACUUCCAGGGGAAGAUCUCGAUGCUCUAAUAUCUGUUUCCUCUGACGAGGAUCUUCAAAAUAUGAUAGAGGAAUACCAUGGACUUGAAAGUCGUGAAGGUUCUCAGAAACUUCGAAUAUUUUUAGUUCCUCUCGGUGAAUCUGAAGAGUCACCGUCAGCCAAUGGAAACACCGUUCUUCAGAAUGACCCUGAUUAUCAAUACUUUGUUGCUUUAAACGGCGUAAUAGACCAUAGUCCUAAGAAAAACAUCAGUGGACCGAGUUUGAUCAACGAAGCAAAUCAUUCAGCGAAAACUUUCAAUUUCACCCCAACAGUUACCUCUUCUCCUUUGGAGAUCAGGGAUGGUAAUGGUGGUAUGAAUGCUUUAAACCUUCAAAGUCCGUUGCGAAUUUCUCCUACUCCAGUUCAAGUUGCAGGUUCUAGUACAGGUUAUAUUCAAUUGCUCGGUAACAACUCAUGCCAGGGAAGUAUUGACAGCAAUGCGUCAUUUGUUACCGCUCAGAUACACUCCGGAAACUCGAGCAUUAACACUGCUGAUUGCAGAUACCCUCAACAACCAUCUGUUACUUUGGUAAGUGACUGCCAUCCUCGUCAACACGGCAAUGUUGGUCAGCCCAAUAAUCUCAAUGGACAGUAUUUUGACAACUACAGUAGUGUAUAUGUUAGCCAAAGUAAUGGUUACGGUGAUGAAGCUCUCGGUGGAACUUUGCAUAAGGAUACAAUAUUCUACUCUGGAAAUUCAAUCGCUCAACAGACGGAAUCUUAUGGAACUAAUAAUGAUCCGCCUCAUGGGAUGCCUCAUGCUUUUUCUGAUUCGCAGUUGCAUGAAAGUGGAGCAAAGUCUGGUUACUGCUCACAAGAAGGAAUUACUCCAUCUCUCUCCUUGAAUCUUGAAAAGUCCCAAUUAUCUUCGUUGUUAGGUGUCUCGCAAGUGAAUCUCACGGAGGGUCAACACGAUCCCUUUCUCUAUUAUCCUCAAAUACAAAGUAAGAUACCGAAUGUGGAGUCGACUGAGAUGCACAGAUGGCAAGAUGCUGCAUCUUCUUCCUACUCAGAAUCAGUAAGAACGGAUGAUCGUAUUAAUGAGGACAGCAUUUUAUUUGAAAAAAACACCUUAAGUGGAUCUGGCUUUGUAGAAAAGGACGUGCGGGAAAAUUCUUUGAAACCAGAAAGGAUGAUGAUAAAUGAAGAAAAGAAUCCCAUUCUUAAGAAGGAUUACAAGGUUUAUGAGGGAAAUCCAACUGUUGAUUAUAUGAGUGAAUUGUAUCUUCUGGAUACAUUCCCUACUAAUAACGUAAGUGCUAAGAUUGGUAUGCAAAAUAAUUGGGAACAACCUUGUGUGGACACGAAUCCUUUGUCAUCUGGCAUGAUGGGAUUCUCGCUAAAUAACCUUACAGACAAGACCCCGUCUGAUCUUCAUAACAUCACAAGUGAUGGAAGAAACAUCGAUUUUUCAGCCAGAAACAUCGAUUUAAAUUCUCCUAUCCCAAAAUGUGCAGAAAGCCCGUGUGACGAAAGUUCUGAAGGAGAUCACAUGUUCAAGUUUUCCUUUGAUCCACAUUCUCUUAAAUCUGCUCAAAAUCAGCCUUCUCAGAAUCAGAUCGGUACAGGUUUUCACGAUAACCCAGCAAUAAACUCUGAAAGUUUGUAUCCUGCUGUACUUCGUGAUGAUGUCCGUCCAUGUUUGAACUUGCCGGUUGAUGGCCUGGAUAAUUCAAACAAGAAUAUAUCUUUUGUAAAGGCACCUUCGUUUCUCGAUGACUUGAUUACAAGCAUUGAUCAAACGGUUGAUCAGUUUAAACAUGAACAUUCUGCCUCUGGACUGUCAAAAGUUGAAGGUGUAAUUUUAGAACAAUCAAAAAAUUUAGAAAGGUGUAAUGAUGCAAACCGAGUGGAGCCGUUUCUUGUAGUAGAUGAUGUAACCGGUGUUGUUCCUUCACGUCCUAAGUCUUCACCAGUACACACCUCGCAUGAUUUUGAUGAAGUUGGAAGCGAUGUAUCUCCAUCUCAUACAGAAGUAGAGAGCACCGUUCCAGAGUCUGAUCCUGAGGAUUUUAAAGACGACCAAACCGACGUGAAUGACUUCCUUUCUGAUGCAAUGAUAGCAGAAAUGGAGGCCAGCAUAUAUGGUUUGCAGAUAAUUAGGAAUGCUGAUCUUGAAGAACUUAUGGAGUUGGGAUCUGGUACCUAUGGAACUGUUUAUCAUGGAAAAUGGCGAGGAACCGAUGUAGCCAUCAAGAGAAUUAAAAAGAGCUGCUUUGCUGGAAGAUCUUCUGAGCAAGAACGGUUGGCACGAGAUUUCUGGAGAGAGGCACAGAUCCUGUCAAAUCUUCACCAUCCCAAUGUGCUCGCAUUUUAUGGUAUCGUACCGGAUGGUGCUGGUGGAACCUUAGCAACCGUAACAGAAUAUAUGGUUAAUGGUUCCCUUAGGCAUGUUCUUGUCAAGAACUACAGAUUACUAGAUCGCCGUAAAAAGCUUAUAAUUGCCAUGGAUGCAGCCUUUGGUAUGGAAUAUUUGCACUCGAAGAAUAUCGUACAUUUUGAUUUGAAGUGUGACAAUUUGCUCGUCAAUCUAAGGGAUCCACAACGACCCAUAUGCAAGGUUGGAGAUUUUGGAUUAUCAAGAAUUAAACGUAAUACCCUUGUAUCUGGUGGUGUGCGAGGAACCCUUCCAUGGAUGGCACCUGAGCUAUUGAAUGGUAAUAGCAGCCGGGUUUCAGAAAAGGUUGAUGUUUUCUCGUUCGGCAUCUCCAUGUGGGAGUUAUUGACAGGAGAGGAACCUUAUGCAGAUAUGCACUGUGGUGCCAUUAUUGGGGGCAUUGUAAAGAACACACUUCGACCACCGAUUCCAGAACGAUGUGAUCCUGAAUGGAGGAAACUUAUGGAAGAGUGUUGGUCACGUGAGCCCGAAUGUCGGCCAUCUUUCACCGAGAUUACAGGCAGGUUAAGAUCUAUGUCUAUGACCCUUCAAGGAAAGGGAAAUUAUCAGGCAUGGCAGUUGAGACCUAGUAAUGACCUUUGAUUGUAUAUAAUGUGGUUAAGAAAGCAUUCAAGACUAGGAUUGACAUGCUUUGAGGGUUACCACAACCCUUACCUAUUGUUUAUUGUGAUUUAUAUUAGUUAUUAUAUAUCCAUUUGUUUAUUCUUUCUUGUAAAAGCUGAGGUUGAGAUCAUUUAUGGUUUAGUUGUUUAGAUAUAUCAAUUUUGUACUUGGUUCAUGAUCCAACAUUUUGAAAAAAGAUAUGUAUACUUAGAAAAAAUGUAUUUAGUAUAUAUGUACACAAACAACAUUGCUUGUAAUAUAUGUUUGUUUAGCUUAA